Molecule: messenger RNA, 1075 nt
Organism: Cicer arietinum (chickpea)
Lineage: Eukaryota; Viridiplantae; Streptophyta; Magnoliopsida; Fabales; Fabaceae
Product: flavonoid 3',5'-methyltransferase-like
Molecular function (GO): O-methyltransferase activity; S-adenosylmethionine-dependent methyltransferase activity
Source: RefSeq, a predicted model, not a curated record
AGGCCUGUGGGUGAAUGUAAUAGGCCCAUAUUGGGAAUAAUUGGUUGUUCACUCAUCAGAUAAAGCCGAAUAACCGAUCGAAGAUACCAUUUUGCAGAUUGCUUUCUUGUAUUUCAACCAUGGCCAAGAACAUCCUCAAAACUCCAUCACUUCUUCAGUACAUUUUCGAAACGAGUUGCUAUCCAAAAGAGCACGAGCAAUUGAAGCAACUUAGAGAGACAACCAUCGUUAAGUAUGGGAAAAUGAGUAUAAUGAAUGUGCCGUUGGAUGAAGCACAAUUCAUAUCUAUGCUUCUAAAACUCAUGAAUGCGAAGAAAACACUUGAAAUUGGAGUUUUUACCGGUUAUUCUCUUCUUACUACAGCUCUUGCUCUCCCCUCUCACGGCAAGGUAAUAGCAAUUGAUAUGGAUAGAGAAGCGUUUGAGAUAGGAUUGCCUUUCAUUCAGAAAGCAGAAGUUGAGCACAAAAUUGACUUUAUCCACCGUGAUGCAUUAUCAGCCAUCAAUGCUCUUAUUGAUGAAAAACAUGAAGAAUCAUUUGAUUAUGCAUUUGUGGAUGCUGACAAGGAAAACUUCACAAAGUAUCAUGAGAUUUUAUUAAAAUUGGUGAAGAAGGGUGGAAUAAUUGCAUAUGACAAUACAUUAUGGUCUGGUUCGGUGGCCAUGUCUGAGGAUGAAGAAAUGGAAGAGGCAAUAAAGCGAAAAAGAAAAAUUGCAAUUGAAUUCAACAACUAUAUAGCAAAUGAUACUCGUGUAGAAUCAACAAUCCUUUCUGUUGGGGAUGGUGUAACUCUCUGCCGACGUCUCUAAUUAAUCUCCCCAAAAGAAAGAAAGAAAUAACACUAUCAAUGUUAUAGAAAAAAAUUUAAAGAGAAAUAUUAAAUUUUAAAAUGAUAGUGUAAAAAAUUAUGAUAAAAUUAAUGUAUGAUACACAUUGGUGCCUUCAAGGUAGGUAACAUUACUACCUUUCAUUUAAUCAUCACUAACUCCUAAUUACUUGUAACACAUAUUAUACUAUAUCUACCACGUUAAUCAAAAAAUAAGAAUUGUGUUGAAAAUAAUAGUUUUUAAACUUU